Messenger RNA from Scedosporium apiospermum, 825 nucleotides. RefSeq names its product 3,2-trans-enoyl-CoA isomerase. Gene Ontology annotation, cellular component: peroxisomal matrix. Lineage: Eukaryota; Fungi; Ascomycota; Sordariomycetes; Microascales; Microascaceae. The transcript has 2 exons. Gene Ontology annotation, biological process: fatty acid beta-oxidation. The record is from RefSeq and is a predicted model, not a curated record. The coding region runs from base 1 to 825 and encodes 274 amino acids.
AUGUCGUCCGUCAUCAACGUCGAGUACAAGGGCCGUGUCGCCAUCAUCACCAUCGACAAUGAAAAGAAACUCGGCGCCCUCAACCUGGACCAAUACUUUGAGCUAGCCACCAAGAUGAACGAAGUCGCCGCCCACGACGAGGUCUACGUUACCGUGCUCAUCGGCAAGGGCCGCUUCUUCUCGGCUGGCGCCGACGUCAGCUCCGCCCUCUCCGGCCCACCCCCAGGCUCAUCCACCUCUCCGCACCGCCACAUCCUCAACACCUUCCUCGUGAACAACCUCACUUUAACUCGCGCCUUCUACUCUCACCCCAAGAUCCUCGUCGCCGCCCUCAACGGGCCCGUCAUCGGCCUCUCGGCCUCUCUCGUCUCCAUCGCCGACUUCAUCUACGCCACACCUUCCACUUUCCUCCUGACACCCUUCUCGUCUCUCGGGCUCGUCGCCGAGGGUGCGGCUUCCAAGGCUCUCGUUAGGAGGCUUGGUCCCGCGAGGGCUAAUGAGGCGUUGCUUAUGAGCAAGAAGUUGACUGUUGAUGUGUUGAAGGAGUGUGGGUACUUGAAUGAGGUGUUCGAUGUUGGGAGUGGUGCUGGCGCCGAUGUGAGGUUUAGGGAGAGGGUGCUGAAGGAGGUUGAUGAUAGGCUUGGCGAGCAUUUGGUUGGGGACAGUCUGCUAGGUAUCAAGAAGCUGAUUAGGGAGGGGGAGCUCAAGGAGUUUGAGGUUCAGAAUGUUUGGGAGGUCUUUGGUGGUGUGGACAGGUUGAUGAAGGGGAUUCCGCAGGAGGAGUUUAGGAAGAUUGCUAGCGGUGAGAAAAGGCAUAAGCUGUAG